CUGUCCCUUACGAGAGAUGCCACGGAUUCGGAUAGCUCGUGCUCGACACACGGUCGUCCGCAGUUCAUGUUUGUUUGGCUUGCUAGAUGCUUAUUCGGCUGAUGUGCCCAUGUGAGCAUUCGCGCCUGUUCUGGUUCGUGUAGGCGUUACGUCUGUGUCCAGCAAGAGCAGAUGAAUCUAGCGCGACAGCCUUUUGAGCCAGGGCUGGCUGAGUCCGAUAUCGCGCCGCGGAAGCUUCGUUUCCAAGGCGUCCUUCACGUUGCGCGUCUUGACCUGGCAACUCCACGCGACGCGGAGGGGGCGACGACCCAUCGACAGCGAUGGGCCAGGUGUGCUGCACGCUGGAUGGGGAGCCCACGGACGCGCUGGAGGCCGGCAGGGUGAAGAUGGUGCCGGCCGCCGACGAGCGGCGGGACUCCCUGGAGGAGUGCCUCGUCGCCGCCGCGGGGUGCGCCGGCCCGACGUGCGCGAGCUACUUCGACCGCGAGGCCCCGGAGCUGCCCCGGGUGCCCGCGGCCAAGGGGCCGCUCGGGGCGCACACGUUCGCCACGGGCGCCACCUACUUCGGGCAGUGGGCGGGCAGCGCCAGGCACGGCUUUGGCGUCAUCGUCUGGCCCGACGGGGCCCGGUACGAGGGUCAGUGGCGGGACAACAAGGCCCACGGUGUCGGCCGCUUCACUCACUGCGACGGCGAUUCGUACACGGGGGAGUGGGAGUCCAAUGUUGCGCACGGGAAGGGUACCUACCACCACAAGGAUCUCACCAGUUACUGCGGCGAGUGGGUCUGGGAUUUGCAGGAGGGGUACGGAGUGGAGACGUGGGCGGAGGGCACGCGAUACGAGGGCCACUUCCGCAGCGGCCAGAAGCAGGGCCACGGCAUCUACUUCUGGCCGGACGGGUCUCAGUACCGGGGCACCUGGGAGGCGAACACCAUCAACGGGCAUGGCGUGUACAGUGGGAGCGACGGCCGCACCUACAAGGGCACGUGGCACGAUUCCGUGAUCCACGGCCGCGGCAUUUACUGCUGGCCCAAUGGCCGCGAGUAUUCGGGCGAGUACCAGUUCGACCAGAAGGACGGCUUCGGGGUAUUCAGGUGGCCGGACGGCCGGAGGUACGAGGGCUUCUGGUCGAACGGGCAACAGCAUGGGCACGGUCGUUCGAUCCUGAAGGACGGCACUGUGAAGCUGGCCGCAUGGCGUGGCGGCACGCAUGUAAGGCUGGCUCCAGCGGAGCAAAAUUGACGAUUGUAUGUUCUGAGUGGCCGCCUCCAUGCAGGAGGAGGGGGAAGAGUCGGAAGAGGAUAAGCCUGGUAGCCUGGUGGCCUAGCUUGGUUCAGGCUUCGCAGCUCCUGACGAGCACGGGGGAGGGAAGAGAGUAAUCGGGCUUGGGUCCUUCAUCCUUUUCUCCUCCUCCUCCUCCUCCUCCUCCUCCUCCU
Molecule: messenger RNA, 1435 nt
Organism: Prorocentrum cordatum
Lineage: Eukaryota; Dinophyceae; Prorocentrales; Prorocentraceae
Source: the annotation of a GenBank genome assembly